CAAGGCAGCCGGCCGGCGGCCCUCGGGCUCCCCUCGCCGGCGAGCUCGGGCGAGGGCAGGCGGCGGGGGAGACGUCCUUGGGCGAAGGGCAGAGGGGGCUGACGCCCCGCAGGCUUCCUUGCUGGCGCUCUGCAGCCCUCGGGGCGAAGGUCCUGGUAGUGAAGGUUCUGGAAGCGAAGCCUCCCCCUCCAGCCCAUACUGCUGCAGGACUGAGGCCGCAGUCAGUCCUGAUCGAACAGUACGGUGGGUGCUUUGCAGGAGUGCUGGAUGUGAAGCGACAUCUGUGAUAUUUUACCUCGUUCCUGUUUAAAGUGCACCCAGAGUUUAAAAGAGCGAUGCUUUUUAGGUCACUGUUUAUAAUGUAGCUGCAUCUGAAGAAAUAGGAAGUGGCUUUGUGUUAUGCUGACUAACACCACAGGGCAUCAUUUAACGGCACAUCAAGCAAUGAUUCCACGAAUCCUGAAGCCAUUUUCCUAUAUGUGUGGCAACAGAACGCUGUCGGGUUACAAACCUAAAAGCAAUGUCAAGGCCUCGUACAAAAUUCUUGAGCUUGAGGAAGGAUGUUCCCUUGAUGAUAUCAGAAAUUCGUAUCGAAAUCUUGCCAAAAAAUACCAUCCAGACAGCGGUUCCAGCACGGCAGAUUCAGAAGCAUUUAUUAAAGUAGAAGACGCAUACAGAGUUGUGCUUAGCGAUAUGGCAAACAAAAAGAAAUCAAAUGAGAAUAAGGAAGAGGAGGAGGAAGACCAGUUCAAAACAAAAGCACCACAGCACAGACACUACUUGAGUUUUGAAGGUGUUGGUUUUGGAACGCCAAGCCAAAGAGAAAAGCAAUACAUGCAGUUUCGAGUGGACCGUGCUACCGAGCAGGUGUUGGAAUACCGAAAGCAGAAACUUGAAAGCCAGUACGUCGCGACUGACCUUAUGAGAGCCAAGGAUGUGAGAGAGAGCAAGAAGGUGAAGAUAACUCAGGCAGUUGAACGGUUGGUUGAGGACCUCAUCCAGGAAUCAAUGGCAAAAGGAGACUUUGACAACCUCAGUGGGAAAGGAAAACCUCUGCAGAAAUUUUCAGACUGUCCGCAUAUCGAUCCUAUGACUCACAACCUGAACAGAAUCCUGAUAGACAAUGGGUACCAGCCAGAGUGGAUCCUGAUGCAGAAAGAAAUACGGGAAACUAUCGAGCGAUUAAGAAAGAGUAUAGUGGCAUCUAGAAGUAAGCUCGGAGAGCCAAUGACGCCAUACAGGCAAAAGCAGUGGAAUCGUAUUUGUGAGCAGUUUAUGGAAGAUAUCAGGAAAUUGAACAAAAGAAUUGACAGCUUCAAUUUAGUUGUUCCUAUUCUGAGCAGACAAAUGGUGCACUUCAGCGCAGACAAAGAAAUCGUUCGAGCACAAAAGACUUAUAAAGCUUUGAUGGAAAACAAAGAAGCUCCUGAUUCAGACACAAAGGGAGAGGAACAGGAAAAUGUUAAAAGGUUUGGGUGGAAGUCUUCUCUAUUUAAGUGGUUAAACCUUACAUUGAAAUAAGAUAAUAUUAACUCAUCUGUCUUGUUAAGAUUCUGGAUGCACUUUAUCACUAAAACUUGUAGCAUUAGAGAAAUUCCAGAUACACUGAAAAUGUUAAAUCCGCCUGUCUACCUGGCUAUCAUUACACCAGUUAAAAGGAAUUGGGCUGUCUGAUAUUCAGUUGAGGGUGCUUAAUGGAUUUCUUUGUGACUACUGUUAAGGAACAAAUAAACUCAGUUAUCCU
Molecule: messenger RNA, 1744 nt
Organism: Cygnus olor (mute swan)
Lineage: Eukaryota; Metazoa; Chordata; Aves; Anseriformes; Anatidae
Gene: DNAJC28
Product: DnaJ heat shock protein family (Hsp40) member C28
Exons: 3
Coding region: 400-1521 (373 amino acids)
Source: RefSeq, a predicted model, not a curated record